CCGUGGAUGUUGGAUCGUUUGGAGAGCUCGUCCUGCGCGCGGACGGUUCUGGAGACGGACAGGAGCCUGAGCCCUGGAGCCGGCCUUCUCUGCUCCCAUGUCCGGGUCGAGGUGUCCCUGAAGGAUUAAAGAGAUGAUCUGAAGAGUCCAAACUUCUCCAAGGCUCGUUCUGGCGUGUUUGCUGCGUGACGCGUGGACUGUUCUUUCACAUUGCUCCGAGGAGACCUGGACCCACUGAUGGAACAGGGUCACUCCACCGUUCUCCUGCAGCCUCCCAACACCACCUAACGUUUCCUGUAAGAACGUGCCCACUGCCUGCUCCCAACAAACAUGGACUGUUUCCCCAUGCUUUAUUUUCUGUCGAGACAUCAUGAUUCCUGGUAAUCGAAUGCUGAUGGUCAUUUUAAUAUGCCAAGUCCUGCUGGGAGAGAGCAGCCAUGCUAGUCUGAUACCUGAAGAAGGGAAGAAGAAAGUACCUGGCCUGCAGGGUCGUACGGCCACUCAGAGCCAUGAACUGUUGCGGGACUUUGAGGCCACGCUGUUGCACAUGUUCGGCCUCAAAAGGCGGCCGCGGCCCAGCCGCUCCACCACAGUGCCUCACUACCUGCUGGACCUCUAUCGGUUACAAUCGGGUGAGGCUGAGGAGGUCGAAGGGCACAACGUUGCUUUUGAGUACCCGGAGAAGUCAGCCAGUCGGGCCAACACUGUGAGGGGCUUCCACCAUGAAGAGAGCAUGGAGAGGAUCCAUGAGCUGGGUGAUGGAGAAUCCAUGCCUAUCCGCUUCCUGUUCAACCUCAGCAGCAUUCCAGAGGAUGAGUUGCUGUCGUCUGCAGAACUGAGGCUCUACCGCCAUCAGAUUGAUGAAGCCAUCACUGACAAUCUCAUGGAUGAGCAGGGCCUCCACCGGAUAAACAUUUACGAGGUUUUGAAACCCCCACGGCCCGGGCAGCUCAUCACGCAGCUUCUGGAUACGAGGCUCAUGCGGCACAACUCGUCGCGCUGGGAGAGCUUCGACGUCAGCCCCGCCGUGUUGCGCUGGACUCGCGAGGGCCUCCCUAAUCAUGGACUGGCUGUAGAGGUUUUGCACCUGAACCAGACUCCGAGCCACCAGGGCCGCCACGUCCGCAUCAGUCGUUCAGUUCACCAAGAGCCCGGGGAGGACUGGGGGCAGCUACGCCCUCUUCUGGUUACCUUUGGUCAUGAUGGGAAGGGUCACCCGCUGACCCGACGGACCAAGCGCAGCCCUCCCAAAAGGGGUCGUAAACGCAACCGCAGCUGCCGCCGCCAUGCAUUGUAUGUGGACUUUAGCGAUGUUGGCUGGAAUGACUGGAUAGUGGCGCCCCCUGGUUACCAAGCCUAUUACUGCCACGGGGAGUGUCCCUUUCCUCUGGCAGACCAUCUAAACUCAACCAACCAUGCCAUCGUUCAGACAUUGGUGAACUCUGUGAACAGCAACAUUCCCAAGGCCUGCUGUGUACCAACAGAGCUCAGCGCCAUCUCCAUGCUCUAUUUAGACGAACACGACAAGGUUGUUCUAAAAAACUACCAGGAAAUGGUUGUGGAGGGCUGUGGCUGCCGCUAGCACAUGAAGCUACCACGACCCGGACUCAGAGUGGCGUCAUAAACAAAAGAAUGCGGACGCCAACACUAUUCAGAACUUUUUUCCCAAAA
Molecule: messenger RNA, 1671 nt
Organism: Nematolebias whitei (Rio pearlfish)
Lineage: Eukaryota; Metazoa; Chordata; Actinopteri; Cyprinodontiformes; Rivulidae
Gene: bmp4
Product: bone morphogenetic protein 4
Exons: 4
Coding region: 371-1582 (403 amino acids)
Biological process (GO): negative regulation of transcription by RNA polymerase II; negative regulation of apoptotic process; SMAD protein signal transduction
Cellular component (GO): extracellular region
Molecular function (GO): BMP receptor binding; cytokine activity; growth factor activity
Source: RefSeq, a predicted model, not a curated record